CUGCUUUACUUUCAUUUUAAAGCAAAAGAGCAAAAGGGAAAAAAAUAUCCAGGCUUCUCACAAGCCUAAGACAAGGACAGGUCCCAGCUAGAAUAAUGUCAAAAUUAGUGGAGUGUGUUCCCAAUUUUUCCGAAGGAAACAAUAAAAAGGUGAUAGAUGAGAUUGGCAAGGCCAUCUCUCAGACAAAGGGCUGCCUCCUCCUGGAUGUGGAUGCGGGCCCUUCCACUAAUCGGACAGUUUACACCUUUGUUGGAAGUCCUGAGGAUGUUGUUGUGGGUGCACUGAAUGCAGCUAAAAUUGCUUUUCAACUCAUUGACAUGGCAAAACAUAAAGGUGAGCACCCCCGGAUGGGAGCUCUGGAUGUUUGCCCAUUCAUCCCAGUGAGGAAUGUUUCUAUGGAAGAAUGUGUUUAUUCUGCUAAUCUCUUUGGAAAAUGUUUAGCAGAUGAACUGCAGGUGCCUGUGUACCUAUAUGGUGAAGCAGCUCUGAAGGAGAACAGAAGAGCUUUGCCUGCUGUCCGAGCAGGAGAAUAUGAAGCCCUGCCUGAGAAACUAAAAAAGGCAGAAUGGACUCCUGAUUUUGGCCCUGCAACCUUUGUUCCAAGAUGGGGAGCAACUGUAACAGGAGCACGAAAAUUCCUCAUAGCAUACAACAUCAAUUUGCUGUGCACAAAGGAACUGGCACACCGGAUAGCACUUAACAUUCGGGAGCAGGGCCGUAGUAAGGACCAGCCUGGGCGGUUGAAACAGGUGCAAGGCAUGGGAUGGUAUUUGGAUGAGGAAAACAUUGCUCAAGUCUCUACGAAUUUGUUGGAUUUUGAAACCACUCCUCUUCAUGUGGUCUAUGAAGAAGUCUGCAAGGAUGCCAAGGAUCUCCAUCUGCCAGUGGUAGGAUCUCAGCUAGUGGGUCUGAUUCCUAAAAAGGCCAUGUUAGAUGCAGCAGAAUUUUAUAUCAAGAAAGAAAAUAUCUUCAUCCUUGAGGAGGAACAUAAAAUUAGACUGGUAAUUAAUCGAUUGGGCUUGGAUUCUUUGUCUCCAUUCAAUCCCAAGGAGCGCAUAAUUGAGGAUAUGGUGGCAGAUGACAGAGAAAAAGGCAGCCUGGUAUCUUUGUCUCUUCAUGACUUUGUGCAGAAAGUUGGUGCAAGAUCAGCUGCUCCUGGUGGAGGAUCAGUAUCAGCAGCAAUAUCAUCUUUGGGAGCAGCACUUGGCUGCAUGGUGGGGUUAAUGACAUACGGAAAGCGUCAGUUUGAGGAUCUGGACCCAGUUAUGAGGCAGCUCAUACCUCCGUUUCAUCAGGCCAUGAAUCAGCUCAUUGCCAUAGUAGAUAGGGACUCCUCAGCUUUCAGCAGCUACAUGGAUGCUAUGAAACUUCCUAAGCAGACCCCUGAGGAGAAAGAGAGGCGUACAGCAGCCAUGCAGCUAGGCCUGAAAAAUGCUGUUGAUGUCCCUUUCUCCUUGGCAGAAAAGGUUAACUCUUUAUGGCCUUUUUUGAAAGAAAUGGCACAGCAUGGAAACAUAGCCUGCAGAUCAGAUAUCCAGGUGGCAGUUAAAGCUUUAGAAGCAGGUGUGUUUGGGGCCUAUUUCAAUGUCAUCACCAACCUGAAAGAUAUAGCAGAUGAAGGCUUCACACAACAGAUGCAAAGGAAAGUUUCCUACUUCUUGGAGGAAGCCCAAAAGAAUACAGCAUUUAUCCUAGAGCAGCUGGAGAAACGGGCAGCAUGAAAUAUUGUAUCUACAACCAAUUGGUUAGGCAUAUAAAAUUUCCAUUUGUAGUAUUGCUAAGCUUCAUUCAGACAGACCUGACCUUUUUGAGAAAACGAAAGAACUCUAGCUUACCUUCUAUCCUAUACAUGCAAGGAUUUUGUUACAAAUCCAGAGUUUACUAGGCUGUACCCCUGGUACUACAAAAUGUUUCUUCUGUGGCUGCAAGGAAUCUCUUUUUGUUGCCUACUAUGUUAAUCAUCACAGUAGCAGUAUGAAGCAAGUUUUAAGUGAUCCACCAAUGAUCAAAACAGUCUUCUGUAGAAAGCUUUAAAUCUACUACAAAAAAUGAGGUACAGCUACAGCUUAGUCAGUUUGAUUCAUAAUGCCAAGAUUGUUAAAUUAAGCAAACUUACUUGUGGGAAAGUGCUGACACCUCCAGCACAAUCCUUUGGUUCAUUAUUUGAAUGCCAGGUGUACGUUGAGUGGAAUUUUGUAAAGUGGAAAUAAAUCACGUUGUCAUCAA
This is a messenger RNA of Candoia aspera, 2226 nucleotides long. It is a transcript of the gene FTCD, whose product is annotated as formimidoyltransferase cyclodeaminase. Lineage: Eukaryota; Metazoa; Chordata; Lepidosauria; Squamata; Candoiidae. Gene Ontology annotation, molecular function: transferase activity; folic acid binding. The record is from RefSeq and is a predicted model, not a curated record. The transcript has 14 exons. The coding region runs from base 96 to 1721 and encodes 541 amino acids.